Pogona vitticeps (central bearded dragon) is the source of this 2201-nucleotide messenger RNA. Lineage: Eukaryota; Metazoa; Chordata; Lepidosauria; Squamata; Agamidae. The record is from RefSeq and is a predicted model, not a curated record.
CUUCCACACUUCCAGACGCGCCAUUAGGGCUGCUAGGUGGAGAAAGAGCCAGUGGCCGUCCCAGUCAGAGCGGGAAGACGAAUUUGGAGGACUCAGGGGCUCGCAGGUGCUGUUCUCUCGUCUCCGAUCCUGUUGCUCCGGAAAGCCACGCCCCCCCGGCUUGCCCUGCAGACUGCCUUCUUUUCCUGCCUGGGGUCUCGCCGGGCGUUCACACGACCAAGACGAGACGCGUGUUUGGGUCGCACCGCCACGGAGGGGGAAGCCGAGGGACCUACCUGGCAACAGUACCGCUCCUUGUACUCUCGAAGGCUUUCACGGCCGGGAUCCGAUGGACGUUGUGUACCAACCAAAGUACAAGCUAGAAGCCAAGCCAGAAGAGGGGUUUGAAGCAGAGUUAUGAGUAGCCCCAGCACCAAGGCAACAUGUUUGUCACAGCCUGUGGUAAAGAGUGUGAUGGUGUACCGCAAUGGAGAUCCAUUUUUCCCAGGGCGACGUGUGGUCAUCCAUGAGAAGAAAGUAUCAAGUUUUGAUGUCUUCCUAAAAGAAGUGACAGGUGGUGUGAAUGCUUCUUUUGGAGCUGUGCGAAAUAUAUACACGCCUCGUGGUGGGCACCGCAUCCGGCAACUAGAUGAAAUUCAGAGCGGAGAGCACUAUGUCGCUGGUGGCAGGGAGGCUUUCAAGAAACUCAACUACUUGGACAUUGGAGAGCCAAAGAAAAGACCUCCAGAAAGUAAUAAUGAGUUAGCACUGGAAGAUGUAAAGCCAGUUACGCACAGUAGAAUCAAUGUGUCUGCACGGUUUCGAAAACCACUACAGGAACCAUGCAGUAUUUUCCUGAUUGCUAAUGGUGACCUUAUAAGCCCCGCCGUGCGUCUUUUCAUCCCAAGAAAAGCACUAACUCAGUGGGAUCGUGUCCUUGAAAUGGUUACAGAAAAAGUCACACUCCGAAGUGGAGCAGUGCACAGGCUCUAUACUUUAGAUGGAAAACUUGUAGAGAAUGGUUUGGAUUUGGAAAAUGGGCAGUUUUAUGUAGCAGUCGGUAGAGAUAAAUUUAAGAAGCUGCCCUAUAGUGAAUUAAUCUUCAGCAAAUCCACAACGAGGAGAUCUUAUGGUUCAAAAGCAUCCUCACUACCUCUUGUUGGUGGAUCUGGAAAAUCUAAGGGCAGUUCAAAAUCUACUGACACAGUAGAAACAGUGUCUCCUCAAUCACCAAAGGAGAAGGAAAAGCAUGGACAGAAUCAAGAGUCUAAAAAGCCUGUAAGAGUAAAAGAAAAUGUAAAACCAGUAACCAAAUUUCAUGUUGUUCCCGAUAAUGAAGAUGGUGUUUACAAGGCUGGCAAAAAACGAUCUGAAAUGCGGGGAGCUGUAGAGGUCCAGGAAGAUGAAGACACUCAGACAGAGGUCCCUGUUGACCAGAGACCAGCAGAAACUGUGGAAGAGGAAGAAAACAUAGCCGUAGAACAUAGGGCUCUGCAUCAAGGAGAAUAUUCUGCAAUGAAUGGGGAGGCUGAUCCAGGUGAAGACACUGGAGAAGCCAUGAAUAUGAUGGAGGAAGACAAAGAGAAACCAAAUGACCAUUACAGAGAUGUACAGGAAGGGCAGGCACAUGAACAAGCAGCACAAGACAUGCCUGCAAAUCACUCAAAGGGUGAAACAUGUGAAGAAAAUGGUGUGGAAAUGGAUCACGAUAGUCAUGAAGAAGAAAUAAAAGAAGGUAUUGAUGAUCAAACCAAGGCUGACUCCAACUAUGAAAAGACUUCAACUCCAAGAGUCACCAUUACCAGUCCACAGGAAAGUGAAAAAAAUGAACAAACCAAUGAAUAUGCAGCAGUAGCUUAGAUUUAUUUCAGAGGACAUAGGUUAGCAGAAAAUGAAGGAUGAUAUAUUUUGAAUGCAAAGCAUUAUUUUUCCAUGCUUGCUUCAUUUAUAACGUGGCGAUAUGAUGGAGUGCCACCCAUUGAUUCCUGUCAUGAUAAUGUGGUAUCCAGUACUUAGAUAAUUAAUGCUUUUAAAGAGAAAUAUUGAACUGUAGUUCCAAAGUUUGGUUUGAUAAAAAUUUUAAGGGAAAAUGUGGGAAUUAAUUUAAUAAAUACUGUCAUUAUUGAAUAUUGAAGUACCCUCCCAUGUAUGUUCACAAGACUAAAAGCACUUGGUUUAGAAGAAUUCAAGAAUAUUUUUGUGACUUUAAAACUGAAAACCUG